Molecule: messenger RNA, 912 nt
Organism: Penicillium cosmopolitanum
Lineage: Eukaryota; Fungi; Ascomycota; Eurotiomycetes; Eurotiales; Aspergillaceae
Product: ankyrin repeat domain-containing protein
Exons: 1
Coding region: 1-912 (303 amino acids)
Molecular function (GO): protein binding
Source: RefSeq, a predicted model, not a curated record
AUGGUUGACCUUAUGAUCCAGUCAGGCUGCGACGUCCAUUGUCGAACACUUGAGGGCAACACUGCUUUGCAUGUAGCCGCCCAGAAACGUCAACCAGAAGUCAUCAGAAGUCUCAUCCAAGGGGGAUUGCCUAUAGAUGUUGGAGGGAAAGAAAAUCAAUCGGCAUUGUACUGUGCCAGCCGAUUGGGUUUGUCUAAUCUUGCUUCCAUGCUGAUCGACCUUGGCGCAGAUGUGAAUCGCGUCACAGAUUCUGGAUUUGCUCCACUCCACGAUGUAGCCGAGAGUGAUAAGGUUGUGGUCAUGUAUGUUCUGUUAAAACACGGCGCCAACAUUAACUGUGCCGAUUCGUCAGGCCGUACUCCGGUCAUGAUGGCCGCAUCAGGGGGCUCAGAAUCGACCUUUCGCAUGCUGAGGGCUCAUGGUGCCGAGUUGAAUAUUGUCAGUGAUUUGGGCUGGACCAUACUCCACUUUGCCGCACGCGGAGGCUGUGUUGGCAUUGCAAAGCUCCUGGUCGAAGAUGGAUAUGAUCUGAACACCAAGGAACUUGGACUUGGGCAUACUCCUCUACUAACUGCCGCCAGACAUGGGCAUUUGGAUUUCAUCCGAUACCUCGCAGAAGAGGGCGCGAACAUGUAUGCGACAUCGAGCCGCGGUGAGAAUGCUGUUCAUAUUGCCUGCCCCGGCGGCGAAACAAAGCACAUCGCAGUGGUGAAGCUUCUUAUUGAUCUGGGCCUUGUAUGUGACCAGGCGAGUGACUCUGGGCAUACACCACUCAUGCUUGCCGCAGAGCAUAAAAACCUCGCAUUGGUAACCAUGUUGGUCGAGCACGGUGCGAAGUUGGACAUUAUCACUGAGAGCGGAUACGGUCCACUGCAUGCUGCCGCGCAGGGGGGGAAACGUCCGAGUCCUUGA